AUGGAGCUUCGCCCAGGCCAAGUUGGCCAGAAACCACCCGUGGGUAAUAGCAAAGGGAAACAGCCAGCCAGGCCCGACGAGGGUUUUGCAGAAUCCUACGGGUCGGAGGACAACCCAUACCCCUUUAUGGCCGUGCAGAAGUCACUCAAUAUUCGGAAGGGCAAAAUCUUCGGACUGAAGGACCCGGUCGAUUUGAGAAAGCUCAAGAAAGAUGCAAAAGAUGCUGUCAAGCUAGAUACUAUGGAUGCAGCGGACGUGUUCCUUUCGAAAUUGCAGGUGAAUGGAUUCAAAACUCUGAGCGAUAUAGAAGAUGCAACAGGGACUUAUAAUCUCCAAAAUUGGUGGUCGCUCUGGAAUGGUGAUCAUUUCGCGGAGGCCGACGUGCAGAGAGAUGGGCAAAUGAAGCAAUUCGCAUUGCAAGGGAGCCCCUUUGAAGAUCUCAUCAGAAGUAUCCAGAUGCCGUUGGUCAAGAACUACAAGCAGACCAACCCCUACAAUGGUGAGGGUCCAAGCGGGUCCAACUCAUAA
Molecule: messenger RNA, 528 nt
Organism: Penicillium manginii
Lineage: Eukaryota; Fungi; Ascomycota; Eurotiomycetes; Eurotiales; Aspergillaceae
Exons: 3
Coding region: 1-528 (175 amino acids)
Source: RefSeq, a predicted model, not a curated record